Molecule: messenger RNA, 820 nt
Organism: Symbiodinium pilosum
Lineage: Eukaryota; Dinophyceae; Suessiales; Symbiodiniaceae
Source: the annotation of a GenBank genome assembly
GUUGUGCAUCGACGACCUGCUGUCAGUGGUCCGAGCGUUUGCUGCACGGUUGGAUACAUUGGAGGAGGACUUGCAGCCGAAUCAAAGCACAAUGUCCUUGGCGUCCUCCACCUGGACAGCCGCCAGUUUUCCUGUACCGCCCGCCAGCUGGCUCGCGGAGGUUUCGCUGGCGCGGCUUCAGCUGGCUGUGGUUUGUCGGCGAUUGCGCAAUCACGGACUGAUGCUGCGAAGAUUGCUAGAAAGGGUUAGCGAGGCUGGCAUGGAUCGCAGGCUGACGGGCUACAUGCGAGACAUGGGUGACGACGUGGAAGUUGCUCUCGAAGAUGCCGGGCACUUGAUCGACAGGUGUGGCGCUCUAGCUUCUGCCUAUGAAUCCGCAAUCCGGAGGGAGGCGGAUUCCCAAAGACGCCAGUCCAAGGACGCCCUGACGCUGGAGCAGGAAAAGCAAAACCGCCACGCACAGCGGCUGAACGACACACUCUUCGUCCUGACAACUGCCACGACUCUUUUUGCGCCAGUGCAGUUUCUUGCUGGUGUCUAUGGCAUGAACUUUGCCGUCGAUGGCGAUCCCACCAUUCCAGAGCUCAAGUGGGAGUACGGCUACCUCUACUUCUGGAUCCUGGUCAUUGUGUACCUCAUUGCCAGCAGCGCGAUGGCUGUGGGAGUGUUCCGGCGACUCAGGAUUCAGCAGAAGCUGCCGCCGAGGAAUGGUUUCAGCAGCUCAUGGACCGAGGAAGGUGAAAGGCCACGCCUUCAUGGAAGGCCUUUUGGCGACAGAGAGGAGUUCACCGACGCUACGUACCAGGUCUUGCCAGGAUGA